Molecule: messenger RNA, 6558 nt
Organism: Trichoderma harzianum CBS 226.95
Lineage: Eukaryota; Fungi; Ascomycota; Sordariomycetes; Hypocreales; Hypocreaceae
Exons: 4
Coding region: 1-6558 (2185 amino acids)
Biological process (GO): nuclear-transcribed mRNA catabolic process, deadenylation-dependent decay
Cellular component (GO): CCR4-NOT core complex; P-body
Molecular function (GO): molecular adaptor activity
Source: RefSeq, a predicted model, not a curated record
AUGGUCCCUCCACAAAGAGCGGGAUCAUUCUCACCAAAUCCUGCGCAGACUCUUCAAACUGGCAGUAAUCAUUCACCUCAUCCAUCGCACACUGGUAUCCUCAGUGCUGGCGCAAGCCCCAGCACAAGCAGUCCAACGGGGGCCAACUCCCUGACGAAAAUUGUCGUCGCCCAAGUCUAUCUCUUGCUCAGUACCAUCAAGGAAGAUAAGGAUCGCGCCAAGUGGGAGCUGCAAGUCGAACAAUUAAGAAAGCUUAUCGAUGAACACGGUAUGGAGGUCUUUUCCAAAUACUUCACCCGGUUGGUGGCCGGCAACGCACCCCAGAUCUUCCCUGGUCUCAACAGGCAGGUCGCCAACCCAGGCAACUACCACAUUCUCGUCGGUGAGAUGCGCAAGAUUGCACACGAUGUCGACCAAGCAACAAAAAUAGCAGAGUCCGUCGAAAGCGGCACGGAAGACAUAUUCCGCGAAUUCGACUUGUCAACGUUUAUGGAGCACUUCAAGCUCGAUGCCUUGGAAAAGACCCUGUUAGCUUUGGCAUUUAAGCUCGGGUCUCGGCCUGAUUUGAAGACUAAAGCGGAUGCUAUCCUGUCGACUAAUUUCCCCACCUUCAUGGACAUCAUCUCUCGGCCAGAGAUUGAAGCCCACGCUGACCUAUCGCCCGCCUUUGUUUCGCUCAUCAUCGACAGGUUUUUGCAAUACUAUCCGCCGAGUUUCAACGCAGCCUCCCGCCGCGACCUUCAAAACUCCGUUGCCAAGCGCUACUUGUCUGUGGACCAAGCGCCCCCGUCUGAAGUUCUGGCGGCCCUCGAUAUCAGCAGAGUUCUAGCCGAUCGGCCCGCAAAUUCCCUGGCUCGCUAUAUCCAAAAAGUUGGACCGGAAUUUACAAAGGACGAGGAAUCGUGUUCCUCCUUCUUGCGAAGCCGUCCCAACAACAUCCAGCUCACCCCCGAGCAAGUCUCUGCCGCACUCACAUACACCACCAUCAGUCAAAAUCCGCCACAUGAUCCUAUCAUCCUCGUCAAUGCCCUCCUACGCCACGUUCCCAAACCUUUUGUGUGGGAAGAAGUCGUUCUCUCUUUCGAUCAGCCGUCGGCACGCAUCUCAUCUGCUCAAUUUUUACGGCUUUACAAAGCUCUUUUGCCCAUUGCCGAGGACCCAGCAAAUAAACUCGACAUCCAGCGGUUGUGGGGUGGCUCUUGGAGCGAGCCUGAGGCACAGCUGUCUUUUGUUAGCGCCUACGCUUCCUUGGGGCCCGACCAACUUGACGCAACUACAAUCCCCCACCUCCAGCGAAGCAUUACAAUUGAAGAUUACGCAAACUCCGCGCCCAACGUGCAAGAACGUGCCGCCGCCGUCGUCAAACAUCCUCUUGUAUCCGUGGCGGCGCUGUCAGCAAUCUUCAACGUUGCUCUAAAUUCCGUCCACGCUUCGCAGAGUGUCGAGGCAAAACGAUUAUUCCAGGAAGUAGUCGUUCCUAACCUUGACAUUUUCCUCGUGUCCGCUUUUGAAGUUCCCAGACAAUCCUGGGCUGCCAUGGCAAUUGACACCCUGAACUCCCUUUUCGAAACGUUUUUGUACAAGCGCUCGCCGGAGUAUGACUUCGUGCUCGAUAGCCUUUGGAAGAAAGACAAGGACUGGGUUAUUCAACGGCUUAUUGAUGCGCAUGCGGUUAAGCCUGUUGACCUUCCUCUCAUCUUCGACCAUGCCGCCAAGCACAACUGGUUGGAAGAGCUGGUUUAUCUUCCAAAUGGCUUUGGAAUCGAUCUCGCCGCCUUUGCCCACGCAGAGGGUUACUUGGACUUGUCAAAAUGGGCGCAAUACAAUGCCGAUAGGAGUAACGAGAUUGCUCGAACCUUGUUGCAAUUUCUCAUGAUCAAGGCCAAUCUGGAGAUUCAGUUCCAGAGACCACCAGAUGGCCAACCGCCUGUGAAAACAAGUACCAGUCUUCAGGUGCGGACCGUUUCAGCGUUGUUGCAGAUUCUCGAGGAUUUCCUGCCUAAGGCGCCGGUUCUCGAUCUCAUUCUCGUCCAGCGCCACUGCAUCACUGCGUACCCCCGAUUGAUCAACUACGGAGAAGGGUAUGACGAUAUCAUCGAUGCAAAUGGCAAGGAUGGAAAUGCUCUGCCGCAGGCAGCCAAUAGCAAGAUGGAAGAGCAUUAUAAAAAGAUGUACGGUGACGAGAUUCAGGUUCGCACGAUUGUUGAGAUCCUAGACCGCUACAAGCAUUCGCGGGAUCAGCUCGAUCAAGACGUAUUUUCCUGCAUGAUUCACGGUCUUUUUGAUGAGUACAACCAUUAUGUGGAUUAUCCUCUCGAAGCCCUUGCCACGACCGCCGUUCUUUUCGGAGGCAUCAUUUCCCACAAACUGAUUUCCGAUCUACCCCUUAAGAUAGGUCUUGGAAUGAUUUUGGAGGCAGUGAGGGAUCAUUCGCCCGAUGAUGCCAUGUUCAAGUUUGGUCUCCAGGCGCUGAUGCAGCUUUUGGUACGCCUCAGGGAAUGGCCAGGAUUUUGCAAACAGCUACUCCAAAUCCCGGGCCUUCAGGGAACAGAGGCAUUCAAGAAGGCGGAGGAGAUUGUUCGAGAUCACGAAGAGGAACUUGCCCGCGCUCGUAACGGAUCAGGCACGCCUCACGGAGCGGGAUUUCCAAACGAUUCCUUUGCGAAUGCAAAUGGCGACGAGCAGGCAAGCAUUGACCGCCCUGCGCCGGCAUUCACAGCCAUCAGUGUCGACCCCCCUUCUCAAGAAGUCGAGUUUGAAGAUCCAGAUGAUGAGACGCAAGGCAAGAUCCAGUUUGUCCUAAACAACAUCACUGAAAACACGAUACAAGCCAUGUGCGUUGAGCUUCGCGACAUGCUUGAACGAAGAUACCAGCAGUGGUUCGCCAGCCAUCUCGUCGAGGAACGCGCCAAGAUGCAGCCAAACUACCAUCAUGUGUAUCUCGAGCUUGUGAAACUGUUUGAAGACAAGAUCCUCUGGGCCGAAGUUCUCCGCGAGACGUUUAUCAGUGUGUCUAGGAUGCUCAAUUCUGAGGCGACUCUGCAAAACUCCACAGAGAGAUCACAUCUCAAAAACCUCGGAGGGUGGCUUGGUCUUCUAACCCUUGCUCGAGAUUAUCCGAUAAAGCACAGAAACAUUGCGUUCAAACAGUUGCUUAUCGAGGCACAUGAUACCAAGCGGCUGAUUGUUGUCAUUCCUUUCGUUUGCAAGGUCCUGACCCAAAGCGCAAACUCGGCAGUUUUCAAACCUCCCAACCCCUGGCUCAUGGACAUUAUCCAUCUGUUGAUAGAGCUCUAUCAUCACGCAGAGCUGAAGCUUAAUCUCAAGUUCGAGAUUGAGGUGUUAUGCAAGGGUUUGAACCUUGAUCACAAGAGCAUCGAACCCUCUGGAGAAAUUCUCAAUCGACCCAUCUUAGAGGAGGCGGACGUGCUUGUCCAGGAGCAACUCGAAGCCUUUGAGAGCCUGUCAUUGAAUGGAAUUGGGUCGGCGGUUGGGCCCGGGUUAUCCCCUCAGGUUCCAACUAUCCCAGACCUCGGGCCGCUUAUCACCAUCCCUCCCACCAAUGAGAUGGUGGUCAGCACCAGCAGACUGCACGAGAUUGUUCGGACGGCUCUCACCCGUGCCCUUCAGGAUAUUAUACAACCAGUCGUCGAUAGAUCCGUCACUAUUGCUGCUAUAUCAACCCAGCAGAUGAUUCGGAAAGAUUUCAUUGCCGAACCGGAUGAAAACCGCGUCCGAACAUCUGCUAUUAACAUGGUAAAGGCCACUGCCGGCAGCCUGGCUCUCGUCACGUCCAAGGAGCCUCUACGAGCAAACUUGACCAACUAUAUGAGGAGUCUUGCUAACGACCUGCCUUCGGGUCUUCCUGAGGGUACCAUCAUCAUGUGUGUCAACUCAAAUCUGGAUUUGGCCUGCAGCAUCAUUGAGAAGCAGGCUGAGGAGCGAGCUGUGCCGGAGAUUGAGGAGAUGCUGGAAAACGACAUGGAGCACAGGAGACGACAUCGCCUUCAGCAGCCAAACGAGCCGUAUCACCCGACAGGAAUCAACCGAUGGGCUAUGACGAUUCCGAGCCCUUACAAGAUACAGCCAAGACCCGGUGGUCUCAAUGCUGAACAGAUGGCCAUCUACGAAGAUUUUGCCAGACAACCUCGCACCACUUCUUCCACGGUGGCAUCUCACGCACCAUCUGCCUCAGAGGCCACCAGGUCGUUGGCAAACGAAGUUUUGCAGGAGACAUAUAGUGGCAUGCCCAACAUACCUACCCCCGCAGAGACGCCUUCGAUCCAACAGCUUGGCGCACAACUCCAGCCCUACGCUCCAGUCCAUAAUCUUGCCGCUGCCAAUGCAAUGGGCAACGGACGAGCUGCCGGCUUUCAAAUGGAUGUUCGGGGUUUGGCAGAGCGAGUCAACAAGCUGCUACAGGAAUUAUUGCGCGUGGCUGGAGAGGCCCGAGAGGAUCAUUUUGUGGGCUUGCCUAGGCCGCACCCCGUCCUCGACGUCGUUGAUGCCCUUGUGCAGCUCAUCAUUAAGACGUCUCAAAACUCGGAAGAGUUUGCCAUCUAUGCCGCCGAGCAGAUCAGUUCACUCAUCUUCCAACAGGUUGAGGACAACCUUACGCUUGAGAGUCUUGUUCAUGUGCUAGAGACUCUUCGAAAGAUUUCCGGCCCAGCCCUAAACAGCCGAGUCCGCUCUUUGUUCGCCCAGCAGCCUGGACCCAAUUUCCUAAGUCUGCCUCUACUCGCAGCACUGAUCCGAACGGAUCUACUCGACUGGCGAAACAUUGAUCUCGCAAUGUCCAAGGUCUUGGAAGCCCGCAAGGACAAUUCGCUGGAGUUCCUCGAGCACAUGCUCGACCUUACCAUCCUCAACCAUCGGCCGAUUGCUCUGUAUGCCGACUUUAUCCGCACACUCGAGGCAGCAUGGACCUGGAUCUGUGAAGAGCCAAGCUCGGCUACCGGUCAGCGGCUAAAGAACAAGCUGAUGGGCUCGGUUCCUUCUCAGUCACCGCAAGGCCCUUCUAGCCUGGAGGAACAGUCAAUUCAGCAAGAUCAGCUAGAGUACGUCUUUGAGGAGUGGGUGCACCUUUGUAACAAUCACAACGCCUCCAGCAAGGCUACGGCAAUCUUCAUCCAGCAGCUGCACGCAAGACACGUUAUUCGCAACCGCGACGACUUCUUCUUCUUCGUGCGCAUCGGUAUCGACCUUUCGGUCGAGCGUUAUGAGCACAUUCUGCACACAGGGGCUAUCGGCGAUGCUUACAUGGCGAUCGAUGCUCUGGCCAAAUUCAUCGGCUCUUUUGCCAGCAUGAAUACUGAAACGCCGGUGUCGCGCGCAGCCUUUUUGGACUCAGUCUUGGUCCUCGUGUCCUUGGUACUGAACCACCACCAUACCAAACGAGGAGAACACCUUAACCAAAGGGUCUUUUUCCGCCUCUACUCGAUGCUCUUCCAUGAGAUCUAUUCCAUCUGCGAAGAUCUGCCGGAUGACGACCGCCGCGACGUGAUGCUGAGACUGGCUUCCAGACUGGAGACCAUCGGCCCCCAAUCUCUUCCUGGGUUUGUGUUUGGGUGGCUGCUUCUUGUUCAGCAUCGAGCCUUUAUGCCCGUGUUACUGCAGCUAGCAGACAAUGCAGGAUGGAAGGCCUUUGCCGACCUCGUCUGCCAGCUGCUCGGCUGCGUGAGCGAGCAGCUCAAGGCAUUCAAUGUUACCGACGCUGGCAAAGACCUGUCCAGGGGAACCGUGAAGUUGUUUGUCAUUUUACAUCACGAUUUCCCAGACUUUUUGGCCGCCAAUCACGUCAGGUUCUGCGCCAGCAUUCCAACGCAUUGCAUCCAGCUGAUCAACACAGUCCUGACGGCUACCCCACAGCAAAACUACGGAAAGCCCCUUGAUAACCUCAAAGGCGAUCGGGUAGAUGAGCUGAGGACAUACCCCGGCCUUGUAGAUGAUGCUGUUGCAAUCCUGACGGAGGCUGGGCUCUUGAGCAUGCUGGACCAGGUCUUCCAAAACGGCCCGGCAGAGGAGGCAGUGGCACAGAUUGCACACACAAUCACUUCGAACACGCCGACCGAGACCACGUUUGGCCAUGUGGCCAUUGCGGCGAAUGCUCAGAUCAUUGGCGCAGUUGUGAUAUAUGCCGCCCAUCAUGCUACUGAGCAGUCGCCACCGGUUACCAGCUCACCCAUUUCAGGAAGCGAACCAGAGGUUGCUCUGCUAUCUCUGCUGGUACACGAAUUGCCUCCGGAGGCCAGAUAUUAUCUGAUUGCCAGCAUGGUGAAUCAGCUGAGAUUCCCCAACCCUCACACCGAAUUCUUCAGUCAGCUCAUCCAGUACAUCUUUGGAAAAGACAUGAACGACCCUGAAGAGUCAGACAUUCGACAGGAGAUUACUCGAAUCCUCCUAGAGCGACUGGUGGGCUUCUGGCCCCAGCCCUGGGGACUUAUCUACACAGUCGUGGAACUGUGCAAAAACGAGAAGAACAUGUUCUUCGAUCUCCCCUUUAUCAGAUCGACACCAGAGGUUGCCGAACGAUUCGCCUCAGUUAUUCAACGGGUAUAG